AUGGAGCUUCAAAAUGUCACCAAGAUAACGGAAUUUACAUUCACUGGGCUGGAGGCAAAUUCUACACAAGUUCCUUUUCUUUUCAUAUUUUUUUUACUUGUCUACUUGAUAACAAUUUUUGGAAACAGCGGCAUGAUGGCUCUGGUCUGUAUCACUCCUCAUCUUCAGACUCCCAUGUACUACUUCCUUGGUUCUCUCUCCAUGGUGGACCUCUGCUACUCCUCUGUCAUUACCCCUAAAAUGCUGGCGGACCUUGUUUCCAGAAUGAAGUCAAUAUCAUUCAUUGGCUGUGCUCUUCAGUUCUUCUUCUUUGCGGCCUUUGCUGGAACAGAGAGUCUUCUUCUCUCGUGCAUGUCGUAUGAUCGAUACGUGGCCAUAUGUCACCCUCUUCACUAUAGCUCGAUCAUGACCAAGGACAAGUGCCUGUGGCUCAUUCUUGUUUCUUUUUCUGCUGGAUUCUCUCAGUCAUCAGUACAGACCCAAUGUAUAUUCAGUCUCGAGUUCUGCAGACUGAGCCAGCUAGACCAUUUCUAUUGUGAUGUUCCUCCAUUGCUGAAGAUCUCCUGCUCAGAAACAUUUCAUUGUGACAUGGUGACAAUUUUCAUUAUCUGCUUCUUUGGUUUAGUUUCAGUGGUAAAUAUUCUUGUUUCCUACACACUAAUUGUUUCAUCAAUCCUACGGAUGAAGUCUGCUGCAAACAGAGGCCGGGCCUUUAGCACCUGCUCCUCUCACCUUACCUGUGUUUGUAUCUUCUACUGCACAGUAUUCUUCAUCUACCUGCGCUCUCCUUCCAGUAGUUUUGAUAGACAAGACAAGAUGGCCUCUGUCUUCUACACAGUGAUCAUUUCAAUGCUUAAUCCUCUGAUAUAUAGCCUGAGGAACCAAGAGGUGAAAAAGGUGUUGCACAGGCUCACCACACAAUGCUUCUCCACAAUCAACUCCACUUCAAGGUGUUAG
This is a messenger RNA of Xenopus laevis (African clawed frog), 957 nucleotides long. RefSeq names its product olfactory receptor 1020. The record is from RefSeq and is a predicted model, not a curated record. The transcript has a single exon. Bases 1 to 957 code for a protein of 318 amino acids. Lineage: Eukaryota; Metazoa; Chordata; Amphibia; Anura; Pipidae.